UUGCAUCAUUAUCCCCCUUUCUGUUUCCAUUUCCAUCUUUCACUCUCUCUCUCUCCUGACGGAAGUUUGAAAUAACGCGAUACUACCAGAUAUGAGCAGCUUAAAAGGCAAAGUCAUCGCCAUCACCGGCGCGGCGUCGGGCAUCGGACUUGCGACGGCGAAACACAUUGCAUCCCUCGGCGCGCGGGUGUCUAUAGCGGACGUCAACGAGGAGCUUUUGAUCGCUGCUGAGACGGAGCUCACGGGGCUCUUGGGGGCGGAGAACGUGCUCUCCAAGAUCGUCGACGUCAGGGACCGCAAGGCCGUCGCAGCGUGGAUCGCCGAGACGGUCGAGAAGCUCGGCCCGCUCGACGGCGCGGCCAAUGUCGCCGGCGUCCUCGGACGGCAGGGAAACAUCGCCAAGGUCACAGAGAUCGAGGACGACGAGUGGGAUUUCGUCAUGGGCGUCAACGCGAGGGGCGUCCUCAACGCCAUGAGGGCCGAAAUCCCCGCGCUCGGUGACGGCGGCAAGGGGAAGAGCAUCGUGAAUGUUUCGUCAGUGGCCGGGCAUUACGGUCUGGAGUUCCACGGGGCGUACACGGCGAGCAAGCAUGCCGUCGUCGGCCUGACCAAGAGCGCCGCGAGGGAGUUUGGAAGAAACGGGCUGAGGAUCAAUGCCAUUUGCCCCGGCGCGAUCGAUACACCGAUCCUGAGAAAAGCUUUGGAGACUGCGGAGACGGGGGCUGAUGUCUUCUCGCCGCUCUUAGGCAGAACUGGAGAGCCUAUCGAGGUUGCUACGGCGAUUGCUUUCUUGCUUGGGGAUGAGGCAUCGUAUGUAACGGGGCAGGCUUGGUUGGUCGAUGGAGGGUCUUUGCCCUAGAUGUAAGACAUAGACAUGGCGGGCAUCAUGGUAGGUUAGUUUCAGUUCAAGCCCGGUCUCCGGGGCGGACCGGGGCGGGUAGGCGCCAAAGAUAGAUUGGGGGCAGAGUUAGUGGGCCGCAAGCGACGGAGCGGACCGAGUCCGAGGAGCACUGAGCUAAUUGCAAAACCUUGCUCAGUUAUCGGGCCACCUUUGGACGUAUGUUCAAAUGUUGCAUUGGUGAAUGACCUCUGGUCAUGAUC
This is a messenger RNA of Colletotrichum destructivum, 1101 nucleotides long. Its product is annotated as Putative short-chain dehydrogenase/reductase SDR, NAD(P)-binding domain superfamily. The record is from RefSeq and is a predicted model, not a curated record. The coding region runs from base 92 to 859 and encodes 255 amino acids. The transcript has 2 exons. Lineage: Eukaryota; Fungi; Ascomycota; Sordariomycetes; Glomerellales; Glomerellaceae. Gene Ontology annotation, molecular function: oxidoreductase activity.